UUUAACCCCUACCUCCCUUCCAAAAACCUGUUCCAUUUCCCCACUAGCGUUUGGUCAGUUCUUCGUUUCAUUGUAAGUCAUGGUUGAAGCUUAGAAAAUUAAGAACCAUUUUGUGAACAAGUUUUUAAUACUAGAUCAUAGGUGUCAUUCGAUCGAAACAAUUCCGCUCCUCGUCAUUACAAUUUCUCCACCAACAGAGGCGAAAUUCCAUCCAUUUGGUGGUAAUAAUUGCUUCUUUUUUUUCUGCUUAGGGUUAGGGUUUGAAGAAAAUGGAUCGUACCAGUGGACUUCUGGAGGGGGCAUACCGCCUUUUGAUGCGAAGGAAUUCUGUGUACAUCACCUUCAUAAUCGCUGGUGCUUUCUUUGGCGAACGGGUAGUGGAUUAUGGAGUAAAUAGAGUAUGGGAGCUAAACAAUGCUGGGAAAAGGUUCCAGGAUAUCCCACUCUUGGGAACCAGGACAGGUGAAGAAUCUGAGUAAAUCAAUAUUCUCAUCUUCAUUCAGAUUCCAAUGUUGGGUUCAUGUCGGAUUGGAAUGAUCCAGUUUUGCAAAAUAAUAAAUCUGGAGUUUUUUCAUCUCUUUUCUCAUAUCCGUUGGAUUUUCUUCAUCUUUAAGCAGCUCACUAAUCAUGGAUGAUAGAUAUUGGAAAACAGUCCAGAUUUACUUAUUUUAACAUUUUAUUUGAAUGUUCAAUUUACUUGUGGAUUGCGUUUUUAGGGCUAAUAAAUUUAUGCAAAAUCAUGCCAUAAGCUUUUGAAGUUC
Cryptomeria japonica (Japanese cedar) is the source of this 761-nucleotide messenger RNA. Its product is annotated as cytochrome b-c1 complex subunit 9, mitochondrial. The transcript has 3 exons. Bases 270 to 479 code for a protein of 69 amino acids. NCBI's taxonomy places the organism in Eukaryota, Viridiplantae, Streptophyta, Pinopsida, Cupressales, Cupressaceae. Gene Ontology annotation, biological process: mitochondrial electron transport, ubiquinol to cytochrome c. The record is from RefSeq and is a predicted model, not a curated record.